AUGGACAAACUGACAAUUCCGCAGGAAGAUGAGAAAUUGAAGGAACAAUGCAUUCUCGGGCUGGCGGGCUUCUUGCAACGUUCUGAAACGUUGGUUAUUCUGUGGUCAGAAUCAUACAUCGGCCGUGUUUGGUGUGUCUAUGAGUUUGCUGCAUUUACAAGAAUGCAUUCAGGAAAGGGAAAUGUGCAGGCGGUGCCAGUCACAUUCCCUUUGCUUCUUUUGCUGCAUGCCGCAUGGUGGUUGGCAGUCAACUUGGUGAUCUAUGUGGUUUGGAACUCCUUAGAUUUGGCGCUGCCCAUCUUAAUCCUGCUGUGUUGGUGUAGCAUUGGCUUGUUCUUCCUCAUUGGUUUUCCGGUGCAGUCCUGGGCUGGCAGGCGCUUGACGCGGAAUUUGCACAGCCUCACGGCACAACUGUCACACUUUGAUGUCAAUGAAGCCAAGUGUUCAUGCUGCUCAUGUGGCCAUGUGAGUUCCGAGGGGGAGGAAAUCCCAUGUGACCGCGAAUUGAUUUAUCAGAGUCUCCAGGAUUGGUAUGGAAAGGACAGCGACGACUUACAGGCGGGGCUUGAGAGAUUCAAUGCAGUGGUCAGGAAUAAGCUCACAGGUCAGAUCUUGCAGACCUGGGGUGGCAAUGCCGUUCCCGUCAAAAUUUUCACAUACAGCGUCUUCAGCAUGCAUACGCCUUUCUUGAUCACCAGGAUCCCAGCUACCCUAUAG
Molecule: messenger RNA, 717 nt
Organism: Cladocopium goreaui
Lineage: Eukaryota; Dinophyceae; Suessiales; Symbiodiniaceae
Source: the annotation of a GenBank genome assembly